This is a messenger RNA of Rhagoletis zephyria (snowberry fruit fly), 2680 nucleotides long. It is a transcript of the gene Lamp1, whose product is annotated as lysosome-associated membrane glycoprotein 1. The record is from RefSeq and is a predicted model, not a curated record. Lineage: Eukaryota; Metazoa; Arthropoda; Insecta; Diptera; Tephritidae. Gene Ontology annotation, biological process: establishment of protein localization to organelle. Gene Ontology annotation, cellular component: lysosomal membrane; plasma membrane; late endosome membrane.
GUCAAUUGUUGUUUUUGCAUUUUGCACAACUCAAGUGCGUGAAAAAGCAGCAAGAACAAAAGACGUAGAAAAUUUUGAGGGGCCUAGAAACUGAAGUAGAAAUAAUAAAUUUAUUUUUUGCUAUUGAAAAGACACUAAUAAAGCAAACGAAUUUAGUAGAUAAAUUUAUUGUAUACAAAAACAAACGCCAAUGGUUUUUUGUUGAGCUAGAUGAAAAUUGCUGGAAUUUUGCGUUCGAACAAGCCAGGCAAAUCUGUGGAAGGCUAGGAAAAUCGUUAUAGCGAAGUAGAAGCUACCUUCUGCAAAUUGCGGUGUUUCCAACAAAGCUAACCUUUUAUCAGUAUUUAUAAGGAGCAGAAUCUGUGCAACUACAAGUACUAGAAGUAAAAAUGUUUCAUAAUAAAUUUGUGACGUUGGCUUUAAUACUGAGCGUUUGCAGCGCUAUAAUUUGCGCUGCCCAAAUCGAUGUGACCUUGAAGAAUGCCACAUUACCUGAUGCCGCUGCAGCCUUACCCAUUGCUGGGCAAGAGGAAGGUGUAGAAAAACCCAAGACAACUACGCCAGCAACUACGUCAAGCAGUAGCUCGACCAGCACUACAACUACCACAACGUCAACAACAACACCAGCGCCAACAACAACCCCAGCACCAACCACAACAUCGACCACUACAACUACAACAACAGCUGCACCAAAUACCACCACGGUUGCGCCCAUUACCACUACACCCGCACCAGCGCCUUUCCCAGCACCAGAAACUGGCAAAUGGAAUUCCAGCUGCAUUAUCAUACACUUGGCUGCACAAUUGAACUUCACUUAUGAGACCAAAGACAACAAAACCGCUUCCCGUCUAUACAACAUCCCCAAGGAUGCUAAGGUUGAAGACUCAAACUGCGCCAAUACCUCGCAAUCGAUCCACAUUACUUGGGGUCCAGUUGAUGCCGUACACUCCAUGGUCUUGCAAUUCGAUUCGGUUAACAAAUCUAGUGAAUUGAAGCAGAUCUACUUUACCUUGCCACUCACCAGCGAUCACUUCCCCGACGCCAAGGAUAACCAAACCAUUCAGUUGAUUCACACUGGCGAUGAUUUUAUCACACCCAUCAAGAUGUCAUACCACUGCACACGUGCACAAAAAUUCAAUUUGACUGAGGUAAUGCAGGAUACUAAGGUCAUUGGCACCAUCAAUUUGAGCAAUGUACAAACGGAGGCAUUCAUCACCGACAAGCGUGACACCUUCUCCAAUGCCAUGGAUUGUGAUGGACCUAAGACCAUGGAUAUUGUGCCUAUUGCCGUAGGCAUUGCAAUGGCUGCACUCAUAUUGAUUGUAUUGAUCUCGUACUUGUGUGCGCGCCGUCGUUCCACAUCGCGUGGUUAUAUGAGCUUCUAAGAGGGGAAUAUUCUGUUUAGUAGUGAAGUUUAGGCAGAGAAGCGCCGAGGAGGAAGCAAAACGAGGAGGCGUUAGUGGCAGUACAUAUUCGUAGGCAUAGGUGGGCGCGUAAUUUUUCAGGGGGUUUUGAGAUUUAUAUGCGCAUUGGGAAUAUUUGUAAAAAUUUGUUUUACUUUGAAAAUUUUGUUUUCGGGAGAGAAUCAGUAAAAAAGAUUGAAAUGCCGAGUUUUGAUUUACUUUGUCACGGUGCAGGAGGAAAAAGAGGGAGGAAGAAAUAGUGAAAAAACAGUUAUUUAAGAUAUUCAACUAACAAAUAUAGUAAUACAAUUGUCAAAACAAAUGCAAAAAGGAAAAACAAAAACCAGCGUAUAAAAAUAAGCACCGUAAAUAGCAAUUUUAUUCCAACAGACUUUUAACGAACACUUUAGAACAGGUACAACAUUAACAAAAAACAGGGCGCAGUAGUUACACACCAAGUAUAUCACACGUGUCAAUGUGUCUAGCGGUAUUUUAGUUGCCGCCGCGCGAGCACUGUGGUUUAAAAUUAGUUUUUCAAAAACUUUCUCUUGCUAUGUAUUAGUUUUUAUAAGUUUUACUCUAAACGAUUUGUUGCACAUACCCUUUGUUAACUCGAACUUUAUAUUUGAAACGAAUAUUUUUGUUCAGAAAAAGUUAGUAACUUUCGUUGCUAAUCUUAUUCAAACGCCUUCUUUCUUAUAUAAAUUUGUAUGUAUGGACACGUAUAAAUGCAUCCAUAAAUAAAUUUUCUUUUUUAUAGCCCUACAAUAAAUGCAAUAGCCUAGAACCCGAAUAAAAAAUUAUGUCUUACACAAAAACGUUCAUCGAUAUCAAAAAUACAAAAACAAAUGUAUAUUUAUCAGUAACAAAAAUACAGCAUAUUGUAAAGUAAACAAAAAAAUCAUUAGUAUUUAUAAUUACUUACUGCUAUACUUUAAAAUAAACGAUUCUAUUAUUCUUUAUACACAUGCAUACACAUACUUUAAUUUAUAUCCAAUUGGCUAAACAUUAUCUCUAAUUAACUACUUCCAUGUAAUAUUUGAAGUAUGUAUAAGAUAUUUUGAUUUCAAUAUACAUUACAUAUAUAUAAAUACGAUAAAUAGUUUCCAUUGCAUCUGGUUGCAUAUCGUUUUAUAUACAAAAUUUUAUACGCCUGAGUAAAAAGGAUACAAUUUAUGAAAAUUAUAUUUAAAAUUAGGUACUUGGUUUGUAAUUCGAUUCAAUUUUUCAUUAUAAAAACUUGGCCUUAAAUAAAGUGAGGUAACUGAGAAAAAUAA